This is a messenger RNA of Nematostella vectensis (starlet sea anemone), 1728 nucleotides long. Its product is annotated as short-chain specific acyl-CoA dehydrogenase, mitochondrial. Lineage: Eukaryota; Metazoa; Cnidaria; Anthozoa; Actiniaria; Edwardsiidae. Gene Ontology annotation, molecular function: flavin adenine dinucleotide binding. The record is from RefSeq and is a predicted model, not a curated record. Gene Ontology annotation, cellular component: mitochondrion. The transcript has 11 exons. Gene Ontology annotation, biological process: fatty acid beta-oxidation using acyl-CoA dehydrogenase; butyrate catabolic process. The coding region runs from base 32 to 1291 and encodes 419 amino acids.
UUUCACGGCCAAAGUCCACAACAAAUUCAAAAUGGCCGCAAAAGUGGCCCUGAACACUAGUCGUCUUUUGCGAGGUGUUUUGGCCAGAACGACUAAAAGGAGCGGCCUAAAUAUAGUGCGAAAUGGAAGGGCAAUAUCAAGCCUCGCCAAAUUACCCGAGACACACGAAAUGUUGAGGAAGACAUGCCGAGAUUUCGCCGAUAACGAAUUGACGCCGGUUGCAGGGAAGUUUGAUAAAGAACAUCGUUAUCCUCAAGAGAAGGUCAAGAUGCUCGGUGAACUAGGUCUACUGGGUGUAGAGGUCCCAGAGUCCCUUGGGGGCACAGGGCUGGAUGCAUUUGCGUAUGCUAUUGCCAUGGAGGAAAUCAGUAGAGGGUGUGCAUCUCUUGGGUGCAUCAUGAGUGUCAACAACUCACUGUACCUUGGUCCUAUCCUAAAGUAUGGGACAGAUGCUCAGAAGGUAGAAUGGAUAAAACCAUUCCUCAAUGGAGACAGAGUUGGGUGCUUUGCUUUGAGCGAGCCAGAUAAUGGUAGUGAUGCAGGUGCUGCAAAGACAACUGCUGUUCUUGAUGGUGACCAUUAUGUUCUGAAUGGUACCAAGGCCUGGAUCACUAAUGGAUAUGAAUCAGAGGCAGCAGUGGUUUUUGCAACAACUGACAGAUCAAAAAAACACAAGGGUAUCAGUGCUUUUUUAGUCCCUAAACCAACUCCAGGACUCACUCUUGGAAACAAAGAAGACAAGUUAGGGAUCAGAGCGACAUCUACUUGCUAUUUAGUUUUUGAAGAUUGUCGAAUCCCCAAGGAGAACUUGCUUGGUGAGCCUGGCUAUGGAUUCAAAAUUGCAAUGCAAACCCUGGAUGCUGGUAGGAUAGGCAUUGCUGGGCAGGCCUUGGGAAUUGCACAGGCAGCCUUAGAUUGUGCGGUUGAUUAUGCAGACAAGAGAAUGGCAUUUAAUCAGAAAAUCAGCAAAUUACAAACCAUCCAGAUGAAGUUAGCUGAUAUAGCAACUCAGCUAGAAGCUGCAAGACUUCUCACAUGGAAAGCAGCUGCUAUGAAAGACGCUGGAAUGAACUAUACAAAGGAGGCGGCCAUGGCUAAGCUUGCAGCGUCUGAAGCAGCCACAUUUGCUGCACAUCAGAGUAUCCAGAUCCUUGGUGGGAUGGGAUAUGUGACUGACAUGCCAGCUGAAAGACACUACAGGGAUGCUCGUAUCACUGAAAUCUAUGAAGGAACUAGCGAAAUACAGAAACUGGUUAUAGCUGGCAGACUACUCAAGGAAUAUGGCUUAUAAACUCUAGUAUUGACACAGGAAAUGUAUAUAUAAACAAGAUAACUCAGCAUUGCCUAUAAAGACUUUUCCAUGUCUUUUAAAAGUGGUUUAGUGUUUUUUUCAAAUGUUCUAAAGUAUGACUAUUUCUUAGCUGUGGUUAUGUAUAUUUUUUUACUUCACUGCGCAUGUUUUCCCAGCACACAAACAUGGCAGGUACAGUAUUAAGCCAUGGCUGGCAAAUCAUAGCAGUAUCUUCUCAUACAAAAAAAGGAAAAAGAUAGAACUAGCCAGACAAACAAAACAUUGAAUGUCUUAAACUUACACAAAUGUUUACCAAAAGGCUAAAUUAACUAGUGAGGGCUCAGUUUAUUAAGUAGGUUUUAACCUUACAAGGUGAAAAUACAAAUUGUAGUAUAUAACAGUGCAAUACACAAACAAUAAAAACCAAACUUAAAUAA